Rotaria sordida is the source of this 1134-nucleotide messenger RNA. Lineage: Eukaryota; Metazoa; Rotifera; Eurotatoria; Philodinida; Philodinidae. The record is from the annotation of a GenBank genome assembly.
AUGUUGUUCGAUCUUCAAAUAGCAGAAUAUCGUUCAUCCACUAAUACUCAAUCUACGGCAAUAUGUCUUCCUGGGAUAGAUCAUCAAACUUUUUCUAAUAUUAACGAGCUUAAAAAUCAUGUAAUUACUCGUUCGAAUUCAUAUACUUUUAUUCUAUUAUUGGAUUUAAAUGAUCAAAAUUCACAUGUAGAUUUAGAAGAUCUCAGAAUACAACGUCAUAUAUUAGCUAUUUUUAUAUGUAUAAAUCCGAGAUCUAAUUUAAUAUUUCAUGGUGAUAAUGUUUAUCCUGUUGUCAAAGAACUUAUGGCAUAUAAAAUUAAGUCAAGUGUUGUUCAAUUUUUUGAAGAUGGAUAUAACAAAUUACUCGCAUUGAAUCAAGUAGCUCCUGCAUUUAUGUUUAAAGAGAAAGCUAAAUUUUUUAAACAACAACGUUUUAUCAAUGGAAAGAUCAAUGCUUGUCAUGUAUUAAUUAUUCCAUUGAAUACAAAUGAUGAAAAUUUAUUUGAUUUUCAAGAACGUCUUAUACAUUUAUGUUAUGAUUUAUGUGGUGAUUAUGAACCAAGAAUUUGUACAAUUUAUGAUUAUUUAUCAUCAAAUACAAGUAGUAAUUUUUAUGAAAAUCCAUAUGCAGAUAUUCUUUGUAAUUAUGUAAAAAAUCUUUCACCAAUUCGAGUAUAUCUCAUUGGAAAUGAAACGUUUAUUCCAAAUUCAGUGAGUAAAUAUUUCUUUGAAAAUGAAUCAAAUGAUGAUACUGCAGAUGAAUAUGGUACAAAACCUACUUUUAUUGAAAAUGAACCGAUUAGUGAAUUUAUUCGACAAAAUUUAGCAAAUAUACUUAAUAGUACACGAUCAUUGACCAAUGAGAUAAUACAACGAUUAAAUGAAAUUGCAAAUGAUAUUAGAUUUCCUGCUGCUCUUGAACGUGCUAAUGUUACUAUUCAAGGACGUGAAAUGGUUGCUGAUAUUCAAUUACAACAACAAGCUAUAGCUCGUUCAGAAAGUCCUAUUGAGUUUAGUGCAUCAUUUCAUUUGAUUACACAAGCUCAAUAUGGUACUAUGGAGUGUAAUGAUAAUGUUAGUGAUGGCGAUAUUAAUAAUGCGAUUCAAUCUGAAUCUAGACGAUUUCUAUCCUAA